Molecule: messenger RNA, 2555 nt
Organism: Jaculus jaculus (lesser Egyptian jerboa)
Lineage: Eukaryota; Metazoa; Chordata; Mammalia; Rodentia; Dipodidae
Gene: Mcm7
Product: minichromosome maintenance complex component 7
Exons: 15
Coding region: 567-2405 (612 amino acids)
Biological process (GO): double-strand break repair via break-induced replication; DNA replication; DNA replication initiation
Cellular component (GO): MCM complex; nucleus
Molecular function (GO): single-stranded DNA binding; ATP binding; ATP hydrolysis activity
Source: RefSeq, a predicted model, not a curated record
CAGGGAGGCCUGCUGGGCCGAGGUCCUGGCCGGAGCGGGGUCUUCGUGGACCCCGAUGAGAAGUGGGAGGCGUGAGUGUGGAAGAGCCGAGCGUCGUGAACAGGCGAGCUCUUGACUCAGUCGAGGGCUGUGGGACUGAGCUUCCCAACCGCGGCAGAGCCGGGAAUUCCCCUGGGGGAGGGCUGGGGGAUACUUUAACUGUCGGGGGACCUGUAUUCUUCCCCAGGUAAAAACGGACUUGAGAGAAGGAGUCCUGCCUACUUUGGGGAGAACUAGAAAAGGUUAAGAAGUUCCUUCAGGAGUUUUAUCAGGAUGAUGAACUUGGAAAGAAGCAGUUCAAGUAUGGGAACCAGUUGGUACAGCUGGCUCAUCGAGAACAAGUGGCAUUGUAUGUGGACCUGGAUGACGUAGCUGAGGAUGAUCCUGAAUUGGUGGACUCAAUUUGUGAGAAUGCCAAGCGCUAUGCGAGACUGUUUGCUGAUGUUGUACAAGAGCUUCUCCCUCAGUACAAAGAAAGGGAGGUGGUCAAUAAAGAUGUCUUGGAUGUUUACAUUGAGCAUCGGCUGAUGAUGGAACAACGAAGCCGGGACCCAAGUGCAGCCAGAAGCCCCCAGAACCAGUACCCUCCCGAGCUCAUGCGCAGAUUUGAACUGUACUUUCAAGGCCCAAGCAGCAAUAAGCCUCGUGUAAUCCGAGAAGUGCGGGCUGACUCUGUGGGGAAAUUAGUAACUGUGCGUGGAAUUGUCACUCGUGUCUCUGAAGUCAAGCCCAGGAUGAUGGUGGCCACAUACACUUGUGAUCAGUGUGGGGCAGAAACUUACCAGCCGAUCCAGUCUCCUACUUUCAUGCCUCUGAUUAUGUGUCCCAGCCAGGAGUGCCAAACCAACCGCUCUGGAGGGCGGCUAUAUCUGCAGACACGUGGCUCCAAGUUUAUCAAAUUCCAGGAGAUGAAGAUGCAAGAACAUAGUGACCAAGUGCCUGUAGGAAACAUCCCUCGAGGCAUUACGGUGCUGGUAGAAGGAGAGAACACAAGGAUUGCCCAGCCUGGGGAUCAUGUCAGCGUCACAGGCAUCUUCUUGCCAAUGCUACGUACAGGCUUCCAACAGGUGGCACAGGGUUUACUCUCAGAAACUUACCUGGAAGCCCACCGAAUUGUGAAGAUGAAUAAGAGUGAGGAUGAUGAAGCUGGGGCUGGAGAGCUGACCAGAGAAGAACUGAGGCAGAUUGCAGAGGAGGAUUUCUAUGAAAAGCUGGCUGCUUCUAUUGCCCCAGAGAUAUAUGGGCAUGAAGAUGUGAAGAAGGCUCUGUUGCUGCUGCUGGUGGGCGGUGUGGAUCAGUCUCCCCGAGGCAUGAAAAUCAGGGGAAACAUCAAUAUCUGCCUGAUGGGGGAUCCUGGUGUGGCCAAGUCUCAGCUCCUGUCUUUCAUUGAUCGCCUGGCCCCCCGAAGCCAGUACACCACAGGCCGUGGCUCCUCUGGAGUGGGGCUCACAGCAGCUGUGCUGAGAGACUCUGUAAGUGGAGAGCUGACUUUAGAGGGUGGGGCCCUUGUGCUGGCCGACCAGGGCGUAUGCUGCAUUGAUGAGUUUGACAAGAUGGCUGAGGCUGACCGCACAGCUAUCCAUGAGGUCAUGGAACAGCAGACCAUCUCCAUCGCCAAAGCAGGCAUUCUUACCACACUCAAUGCCCGCUGCUCCAUCCUGGCGGCUGCCAACCCUGCCUAUGGGCGCUACAAUCCCCGUCGGAGCCUGGAACAGAAUAUACAGCUUCCUGCUGCACUGCUCUCCCGGUUUGACCUUCUCUGGCUGAUUCAGGACCGGCCUGACCGAGACAAUGACCUCCGGUUGGCCCAGCACAUCACCUAUGUGCACCAGCAUAGCCGGCAGCCUCCUGCCCAGUUUGAACCUUUGGACAUGAAACUUAUGAGACGGUACAUAGCUAUGUGCCGCGAGAGGCAGCCCACAGUGCCUGAGUCUCUGGCUGACUACAUCACAGCAGCCUAUGUGGAGAUGAGGCGAGAGGCCUGGGCCAGUAAGGAUGCCACCUAUACUUCUGCCCGGACCCUGCUGGCCAUUCUCCGACUUUCUACCGCUCUGGCACGCCUGCGGAUGGUGGACACUGUGGAGAAGGAAGACGUGAAUGAAGCCAUAAGGCUAAUGGAGAUGUCAAAAGACUCACUUCUGGGUGACAAGGGGCAAACAGCCAGGACCCAGAGGCCAGCGGAUGUGAUAUUUGCCACUGUCCGUGAAUUGGUCUCAGGGGGCCGAAGUGUCCGCUUUUCUGAGGCAGAGCAGCGCUGCAUAUCGCGAGGCUUCACACCUGCCCAGUUCCAGGCAGCUCUAGAUGAGUACGAGGAGUUAAAUGUCUGGCAGGUCAAUACUUCCCGCACAAGGAUCACCUUUGUCUGAUAGCAUUCAGCUUGAGCCUGGGGCUCCCUGCAGUGUGACCUGCCCCUUCAGAAGGGUAAAGAUGCCCUGGAUGGAAGGAAGGACCUCCCUUUCCCCUGCUGCACUUGUUGCACUUACUCUUUUUGCUAAUAAAGUGUUUUUUGAUUCUGA